CUUGACGGGGCUGUGCCGCUGAAACGCGGUGAGUUUUUUGGCGUAUUGCAGAACCAACUUUUGCAGCUCAAAGCCGAUGAUUUUGACGGCGUGGAUGCUUCGCCGCUACCAAGCAGCCAAAAGCGCAGACGUGGACCGGUUCGCCUCACGCAUGCGCUGGAGCAAUCCGAAGACUGGGUGACCGUCAGCGGUGUUCAAAAGCGUCGGCAGCGCUCAUGUAAGGUGUGCUCUCUCCUGCGUACAAAUGGAAAGAAGAAGUCGUUCGCUACCACGUACUUCUGCGAGCGUUGCUCUGUCGACGACGCCAAAUGCUGGCUGUGCAACAAGAUCCGUCGUGAAUACAAGGGUGAGGAAAAGACA
This is a messenger RNA of Phytophthora sojae, 360 nucleotides long. RefSeq lists its product as hypothetical. The record is from RefSeq and is a predicted model, not a curated record. Lineage: Eukaryota; Oomycota; Peronosporomycetes; Peronosporales; Peronosporaceae. The transcript has a single exon. The annotation marks the transcript as partial.